AUGGCUGGGGCGCCUGCCGAUGGGUCACCGUUGAGCGCCGCAGCAGCCCCUGACGAGGACGCGGGCGCGGACACGGCCGCUGAUGACGGCAGCGGCGGGCGCCUGCGCAAGCGCACGGUGGCGCUGCACAUCGGUUACGUGGGCACGGACUUCAGCGGCCUGCAGGCCAACCGGGACAUGCCGCAGCAGGCCACGGUGGAGGGUGUGCUCGAGCGCGCGCUGUUUGAGGCGGGCAUGAUCUCUGAGGCCAACUACGGGGACUUCCGGAAGACCAAGUGGGCGCGCAGCAGCAGGACAGACAAGGGCGUCCACUCCCUAUGCACGGUCAUCAGUGUGCGCCUGCUGCUGCAGGACACCCUGUUCGAGGUCGACCCCGAGGGCAUCGCCUUUGCGCGGAUGGUCAAUGCCCACCUGCCGGCCUCAGUGCGCGUGCUGUCGGUGCAGCGCACCACCAAGAAGUUCAACGUGCGCCGCUGGUGCCUCACCCGAACCUAUGAGUACUACCUGCCCUCGGGCACCCUCGGCCUGGCGGCCGCGCUGCAGCAGUACGUGGGUCAGCGGCCGUUCCACAACUUUGCGGGGGACAGGAAGCAGUACGUGAAGAGCGACAGGGGCAGCAGGACCAUGGUCGAGAAGUGGGCGGCGCAGGAGGCGGAGCGGCGGCAGCUGCGAGAGGGAGCGGCGGGCGCGAGCGCGGGUGCGGGCGCGGCGGCAGCAGCGGCGGUGGAGGGGGCUCCCGCGGGCGGCGGCGGCUCUGCCUCGGACGCAGCCGGAGAUGCGGGCGCAUCCGGCAGCCAGGCGGAGGAUGAUGAGCGGAACGGGGCGGAGGGUGGAGGUGGUGACGGGGCGGCGGCGGAGGCAGGGGCUGGGGAGCGCGAGUGGGUGCAGCGGAUGCGGUUCCUGGACGACCCCGACCCCAAAGACCCGGUGGUGAUGACUCACUACCGGAGGAUCAGCAGCUUCACGGCAGGCGACCCGCGGCCGCUGGUGGAAGGUGGCACCCCCUGCCUGCGGCUGGAGGUCAAGGGAGACUCCUUCAUGCUCAACCAGAUCAGGAAUAUGAUCGGCGCGGCUGUGGCGGUCUCCCAGGGCAGGAUGUCCCUCGACCUGCUGGUGGUGGCGCUCUCCGCCCCGGGCCGCAUCACGGUGCCCAAGGCGCCGCCCCACACGCUGCUGCUGUCCGACAAUAAGUUCUCGCCCUUUGCCAAGUCCUGGGGGGAGGAGAUACCCCUGGUGGCCAAGUACUCGGGGGACGCCCUCACCCUGAGGGAGGGCGGCCGCGGGGAGCAGCGCGCGUUCCGGCAAGAGGUGUUUGACCCAGCGCUUAAUGGGCUGCUGUCCCACCCAGACUGGGAGUACUGGCGCGACACCACCUUGCCUCGUUACAACUACCCAGCUGACGAGGCUGCUGACAUCAUCGCACGUCACAAGGCAUGGCUCGCCGAUCUUACAGCGCGGCGAGCUGAGGCAGCGGCAGCCAAGGAAGCGAAGGCCGCGGCGGCAGCAGCAGCAGCUGCAGCAGGAGCGGCAGAGGCAGAGGCAGGGGCACAGGCAGAGGCAGCAGCGGCGCAGGUUGGCGACGGGCGGCAGCAGGAGCAGGGGCGGAAAGGCGGCGGCGUGUUGGGGGCGAUCGCGCGUGUAAUCAACGAUGACUGGUGCCACUGCGCAGACGGCAGCGAUGAGCCAGACUGCUGCGACGGCUCCGACGAGGCCCAGGGGUGCGAGAACGCCUGCCUGGAGCGGAACCUUCAUGCACAGGAGGAGCUGCGGCGGCAGAUCGGGGAGGUGCAGGCAGCCCUGGACACGCGUAAGCAGUACGCGGCCAGUGCAAUCGGCAAGGUGGAUGAGAUGAGGGCUAAGCUGGCGGGGAUUGACGGGGAGAUUGCGGCAGCGGAAAAGGAGGUGGAGCGGCUGGCAGAGGAGAAGAAGCGCCUCGAGGAGACUGCGGACGACAGGGAGGCAGCCCGCACCGCCAGGCGCGAAGCGCGAGAGGCGGAGGCGGCGGCGAGGGAGGAGCGGCGUGAGGAAGAGGAGGCAGCGGCAGCGGCGGCGGGGACGGACGCGCUGGCAGCGAAUGACGAGGCAGCGGUCCCAGGAGAGGGCGGUGGCGCAGCGAAGGGUGCAGCGGACAGCAAGGCAGGACCAGAGGAAACCGUCGAGGAGCGCGGCCGCCGCAUUGCAGCGCAGUGGACCCACGACCCUGACGCGGCAGGCGCCGGCGGUGCGGCGGCUGCGAGCGAAACAUCCACUGGCGACGCCUCUGAUGACGGCACCCAGCAGACAGCCCAAGCAGAGACGACGCCGGAUGACGACACCGACACCGAGCUCCAGACCGCGGAGACCGCCCACCAGGAAGCUGAAGAGAAGCUGGAAGACCUCAAGACGGAGAUGGAGCAGCUGCAGCGGCAGGCGCGCUCGCGGUCAAAGGGAAUUCUGGGGGCGCGGGUGACCUUCGACUACGCCCCGGACGGCGCGUGGCUGGAGCUAGUGGGCAGCUGCCUGACGGCGGAGGCGCCGCAGUUCAAUUACGAGAUCUGCCUCUUUGACAAGGCGCAGCAGGUCGACAACAACGGGGGCCACCGCACCAACCUGGGCAAGUGGCGGGGUUUUGAGGCGCGGUACAUGGAGGCCGUCUUCGACGGCGGCGACGCGUGCGGCAACGGCCUCAAGCGCAGCCUGCGCGUCAAGUUCGAGUGCGGCCAGUCGCAGCGCGCCUGGGGCGCCAGCGAGCCUGCGCCCUGCAGCUACGCCGCCUCAGUGUCCACCCCCGCGGCCUGCAAGAAGAGGGACCUCAAGGUGCUGCAGGAGCGGCUGGCCGCCCUCGCGGCAGCCAGGGAGGAGCUGGCCGCAGACGCGGAGGCCGAGGCGGCGGCGCAGCAGCCGCAGAGAGAUGAGCUUUGA
Messenger RNA from Monoraphidium neglectum, 2901 nucleotides. RefSeq lists its product as hypothetical. Gene Ontology annotation, biological process: tRNA pseudouridine synthesis; mRNA pseudouridine synthesis. The record is from RefSeq and is a predicted model, not a curated record. Gene Ontology annotation, cellular component: nucleus. The transcript is spliced from 18 exons. The coding region runs from base 1 to 2901 and encodes 966 amino acids. Gene Ontology annotation, molecular function: RNA binding; pseudouridine synthase activity. Lineage: Eukaryota; Viridiplantae; Chlorophyta; Chlorophyceae; Sphaeropleales; Selenastraceae.